UCAAACAACACAUAUAUGGUAGUCGUGCCAAAAACCAUGAUGCGGCAUUGGCAAGCUCCCUCCUGUCUCCUCGUCCUCCUCUUGGUCCUCGUCUCCUCCGACGCUUCCACUCUAGACGACACAUGCAAGUCCGUCGCCGCAAGCAAGAAGGACAUCGGCUACGACUACUGCAUCAAGUUCUUCCAGGGCGACAGCGCCAGCGCCACCGCGGACAGGCGCGGCCUCGUCGUCAUCGCCACGAAGAUGACCCGAGCAGAGGCCGCGAACAUCCGCAAGCGCAUCGAUGCCCUCAAGGCCUCGGUGACGGACAAGAAGGUCAGCGGGCGCCUCUCCGACUGCCGCAUGCACUACACGGCGGCGCUGAAAUGGCUCGAAGCCGCGGCGGAGGGCGUCAAGUCGGGUAAUUUGCAGGACGCGAAGACGAACCUCACGGGCGUGAUAUUGGGCACCGACACCUGCGAGGAAAGGUUCCGCGAGCUGGGCGUCGUGUCGCCGCUGGCCGCCGAGGACGCCGAGUUCUCCAAGGGCUGCUCCAUCGCUCUCGCCAUAACGACCAUGUUGUAGCUAAGCUAGCCGCCGAGGAUGUGUGAAUCUGGCUAAUAGCUAUGAGUCCAAUGAUCAUUUGGAUCCACCAAUAAACUCUUGGAACCUGCAAUUUCAGAUCUUGCAAGUAUGUUUGGACGGAA
Messenger RNA from Aegilops tauschii subsp. strangulata, 686 nucleotides. Its product is annotated as putative invertase inhibitor. Gene Ontology annotation, molecular function: enzyme inhibitor activity. The record is from RefSeq and is a predicted model, not a curated record. NCBI's taxonomy places the organism in Eukaryota, Viridiplantae, Streptophyta, Magnoliopsida, Poales, Poaceae.